AGCCCAGUGCGGCCGCCAACCGGCCUGCCAGACAGGGGGCUCUCUCUCCCGAGAGACCGGUCCCAAUAGGCCUUGCGGCCCAUGACUCAGAGCCCAGCUCUGUGACGUGCUACUCCGUCGCCCUGACAGAGGCCAGCGUGGCGCGUCGGCCUCACGCCGUGUCAGGAGAACGGGUGGGGGAGAGAGGAAGGCCGAAGGGGAGGCCAGGACUGGGCGAGGACUGAAGUAGGACCGACGGGGCAGGCGGUGAGGGGCGGAUCCGGAGGCCAACGGCAGCGGAGGCCAACUUCCAGCGGCGGAGGCGGCCCGGCCGGCUGACUAGGCCGCAGCGGCCAUGGCAGUGGAUUUCGGUGACCCCAAGAGCGGCUUUCGCCACAACGAGGUGGUGGGGUUCAUCAACGAAGAGGUGCUCAGUAAUGGCGGCGGCCCAGACUUCUACGUGACCUUCUGCUCGAGGCCCUGGAACGAGAUCGAAGACGAGCUGCUGUCCGUCGUGGCCGACCCGCAGGUGCCGCGCGCCGUCAAGAGGGCCUACUCCUGGAGCGCGCUGGCCUUGAGCGUGCGUGCGGCCGCGAGGCAGCAGGAGCAGCAGGGGCGCCGGAUCCAGCGGCUGCAGCAGCAGCUGGAGGAGCGCGAGACCACCACCUGGGCCCUGGCCUCCCAGCUGCAGCAGCUGCGCGAGGAGCGCGAGCAGGCGCUCUCGCAGCUGCGCGGCGCGCAGCACCACCUGCAGCAGGCGCUGGACGAGCAGGAGGCCCUGCGCGGGCAGCUGCUCCACACCCAGACGCGGCCCCCGCAGGUCUGGCCUCAAACACAGCAGCUCGCGACCGAGACCGAGGUGUGGCCCCUCAUCACGGAGGAGCGGAGCGACGUGCUGGGCGCAGCUCGGCUGCAGCGUGAGCGGGAUGCGGAGAUGCAGAGCGAGGCCCGGACGGCCUCGAUGACGGCGACCACGAUGCCCGGCGUGCUUCACGUGCCAAGACCGCCGUACCCCUGGGCCCAGGUUGUUCAACCCCCUGUGCCGAUGCCAUUCCCCAUGCCGUUCCCGGUGGCGUUCCCCCAUCCCCCACCUCCCCCACCCAGAGUCGUGGCAGAAGCAGUGUCGGGAGCGGAGUUCCCACCCCAGAGUUCUCCUGGGGGCGUCUGCCCCCCGGGCAUGUGGCCUGCAUUGGGGUCCCAGGAGGAGACGUCCCUGCUGUGGGACCAGAGGAGCCACGUCCAGGAGGAAGGUCCCGUGAGGUCCCACUUGGUAAACCCCUCAGGGGGCAACUGGAGCCGAGACGCGAUGAAGCAACCACCGCAGGGCCUGAUGCCCCAGCGAGAAGAUGCUCCAGGAACCUUCCGUGAAGUCGAAGAAACUCCAGCUCCCAGCGUGUGAAUGAACCCUCCUGAAAUACCCGCUGGCUCCCAGCAGGCCUCACCUCAGUGAGACCUCAACUGCCUGGAGCUAGUAGAGUGUGAAGAAAUCAGGGAAAAGGCGACAUUCUGGCACACAUCUUGGAACAAGGGAAAGCAGACAGAUUUUGUUAGCAUUGGAGGCUUCUGUUGCAAAAAAGGGUGCGGCAGCAGAUUUCAAAGGGUCAGUGGGAGGAUAGUAUUAAAUUUUAUAGGUUAUAGUGAGUUUGUUGAAUUUCAUUCAUUAAUUCAUUGAACAAACAGUUCUUAAUUGGUCAGUAUCUGUUAGUAAGUACAAUUAUAUGUUAGGUGUCUGGUGCAUGCACUAUAAACCAACGGAACGACUUUGGUUAGAUGACAGAAGAGCCUAAUCUGAGAGCCCGUAUACACCGGCGGGGGGCGGGGGGGUCUUUGCCCCGCACGUAGUACGGCUUUGGCGCGGCCCCAGUGGAAAUAACAUCAAGAUCCAUUUCGAUGAUUCUGGAGGCGUCAUCAGAGACACUUCCGUGGCAGGGCUGGAAUGACUGUGCCGCCCAGUGCAUCAAUCCCAACGGAGAUGGAUAGGCGGUGGCGAAGAUGGCGAAAUUAGCCUCACAAAAGUCAAGGCGGGACUUUUCUGACAGUCCAGCUGAUUCCCUCCCUUGAGAAGCACCGUUAUUUUCCUGGUUGUCUGAAAGGGCUGCAUACUUGAGCCCUCAGCCUCGGGCCUCCCUAUCCCAAGCCUCUUUCCAGUCAAGAGUGGAUGAAGAACAAAAUGGAUUCCGAGGGCAGACAUCGUGCCAUGGACGGUGCCUCUCUCGGGAAGGCUAACUGGAUUAAAAAAGAACUGCACCAACAUUUUUGGGAACGCCCCCGGGCCCCUUCUCUUCCAUUGGCUGUCCGCUCCCCUGAGGUGGGGGGAGCCCCGGGGGUGGGAAGUUCGACGGUCUCCAGUCUGAACAAAAGGUGUUCUUGAGUUCCCCCGGGAAAUCCCGGCCCACCAAGCUCAAACUCUUGUCUGAGGUUUCUGAUCGUAACAAUAAAAAGCGUGCACCGGC
Felis catus (domestic cat) is the source of this 2432-nucleotide messenger RNA. RefSeq names its product testis-expressed protein 13D-like. The record is from RefSeq and is a predicted model, not a curated record. The transcript has 2 exons. The coding region runs from base 335 to 1378 and encodes 347 amino acids. Lineage: Eukaryota; Metazoa; Chordata; Mammalia; Carnivora; Felidae.